Molecule: messenger RNA, 3011 nt
Organism: Nothoprocta perdicaria
Lineage: Eukaryota; Metazoa; Chordata; Aves; Tinamiformes; Tinamidae
Gene: VAPA
Product: VAMP associated protein A
Exons: 5
Coding region: 152-670 (172 amino acids)
Biological process (GO): neuron projection development
Cellular component (GO): plasma membrane; endoplasmic reticulum membrane
Molecular function (GO): FFAT motif binding
Source: RefSeq, a predicted model, not a curated record
CUUCACAGACGUAGUAACUACAAAUCUUAAGCUACGAAACCCAUCAGAUAGAAAAGUAUGCUUCAAAGUGAAGACCACGGCGCCUCGUCGGUACUGUGUGAGGCCAAACAGCGGAAUUAUUGAUCCAGGAUCGUCUGUAGUCGUUUCAGUAAUGCUACAGCCUUUUGACUAUGACCCAAAUGAGAAGAGUAAACACAAGUUCAUGGUACAGACAAUCUAUGCACCACCAAAUAUUUCAGAUAUGGAGGCAGUGUGGAAAGAGGCAAAACCUGAUGAGUUAAUGGACUCCAAGUUGAGAUGCGUGUUYGAAAUGCCYAAUGAAAAUGAUAAACUGAAUGACAUAGAUGCAAGCAAAUCUGCCCCAGUCCUGAAUACAUCGAAACAAGAUGGACCGAUGCCAAAACCACAUAGUGUUUCACUUAAUGAUACUGAGACAAGGAAGCUAGUGGAGGAGUGCAAAAGACUUCAGGCAGAAGUUAUGAAGCUGUCGGAUGAAAAUCGGCUCCUGAGAGAUGAAGGCUUGAGGCUCAGAAAGGUAGCACACUCGGAAAAAGCUGGAUCACCCACAGCCUUGGCCCUCAGAGAGAAUGGCUCGAAUUCUCUUCCUUCACUUCUUGUUGUAAUUGCAGCCAUUUUCAUUGGAUUCUUUCUAGGGAAAUUCAUCUUGUAGAAAGAAUGAGGGAGAGAAGCAUGCAAAAUGCUUUUCUUUUUUUUUUUUUCUUUUUUUUUCUUUUUUUUUCUUUUUUUUUUUUUCUCCCUUGGCCAGAAAAAAAAGAUUUGUUUACCUACCACGUCUCAUUGGUAGUAAUGGCCCCACAGCCCAAGUGACCAUUUUUGUGUACAGCAUCAUAACAGGCUUUGCCUCUAAUGAUCUCGCACGGUUAGAAAACGCAGUUUAAAAAGACAAACUGUUCGGCUACUGGACAAAAUUGUACAUUAAAUCAUCAAUAGCAGACGUCAGUUGCACAUUGAGUCCUUUAUGAAAAUUCAUAAAUAAAGAAUUGUUCUUUCUUUCUGUGGUUUUAAUAAGAGUUCAAAAAUUGUUCAGAGUCUUGUAAAUGUUAUUUUAAUAAUCCUUUAAAAUUUUAUCUGUUGCUAUUACCUCUUGAAAAAAAUGAUUUAUUAGAUUGCUAAUCCCACUCAUUCAGGAAUAUAUGACAAGAGGUAUUCUGGGGGAAAUGGUGCCUCUUUCUGUGUAAAUUUUCUCCUUACCUUACUUUGCUAAUAUCAUGGCAGAAUUUCUUUCUUAUCCCUCGUGAGGCAUUGUUGAAAGUUUUUUCAUCCUUACAAUCCUGUCCCGUAAUAUUUAACAUUACAAAAGAAAUAAAAUUGUUAACAGACUUUUCUGCUGGGUAGCCUGUUUGUGUGUGUCGUACUUCUAGAAGGGAUUCCUAACCAGUUCAUUGUUCAUGGUAAUUUGCUCCUUGUAACAAAUGGCUAUUUUACAAUUUGUUUGCAUAAGUCUCUGGCUUGGACUGUUGUAAUUGAAGCUUGAAAACGUAAUAAGGGUUUCCAUUCUGUCUGUUAAAGUGAAUUGUUUGCUGGCAACUUUCAGCUAUGGAGGAAAUUAUCCAGUUUGUUUUGGGGCAGAAUAAUUUGGAUAUCCAUCAGGUGUAAACAGCAGAAAUAAAUGUUUUGAGCAUAUUAACACUUUGCUUGGAUUGUGCAGGAGUGUAAUAAUGGACGUUCUGUUCCAUCCUUGGGUCUUCUGGGUAUCUGUCUAGGUGACAAUGUAAUCAUCCUUGGAAUUCAUAAGGGUUUCAAGAGGGCGAACUCGCUCAAAAACUUCAUUUUAACAGAGAUUCAGAAACCCAAUUUGAAUGYGUUGGAUGCCCAUAAUGAAUUCCAUGAUGCAGAAGAGUUGAUAUUUACUGAGUAAGCCCUAGUUGCUMGUCUUUGGAAAUGGAAAGUAAUUUUUAUGCAACUUCUGACAGGUCUACCUAUGUAAACCAUGUAUAUCUACGUUUUAAAGUAUGCAUUUUGGGGUCUGAAAUACUUCCCUGCACUUAAUCUUAUGUCUUGCCUCAUCUCUGAAUAUGUCAUAAAAAACAACAGUAAUAUUGGAACAAAAUAGUACCUGUGCUUCUGACUAAGCAUAAUCCAAUACAGGGAAUUACUUGUAAACUGAAAAAUUGUGGAAGAGAUUUGCUCCUGUAAGCAAAAUUGUGUAUGCUCUUGGACAGCUUGACUUGAUGUGGUGCAGCUAAGUGUGUUAGACCUUGGUAUGUGCACACGUUAUGUAGUUGAGAAAAAUGUUCUAGAGGAUUUCAUUAUCUUGGUUGCCUUUGAUUUCUAGUGCUUUUUCUUUUUUCUUUCAAACUAUGAUUACAUCAUGUACUGUCACUGCUCUCUGUGAUAUUUUUAUAAAAUCUUGCGUAUAUGCAAGGAUAAGGGUGAAGAAAAUACAAAUAUUGCUUUUCAUUUAAGCAUGCAAGUACASAUGCUUCCAGUUACAUGUUCCAGUGUCUGCCUUCAAGUCUCCUUUCACUGCGGUGCCUGGAAGAGCGCUGCUAGGUCUGGGUUAUUCUCAUCCCGCUGUUCAGAGUGGUGUAAGUCUCCAGUUUUAUCUCCAGCAGAACACUGACACAUCAGACUUCAGAGCCUGUUCCCAAGUGAUGGCAUGGCAAAGGAUGAGGGCAGUGGUGGGCAGCUGCAGGCAGGGCAGUCAUCCCAGCCUGGAAGGAGGAAGUAGAAAAUGGGAGAUGUUAGUGCAGAGAUCUUGCUGUAUGGAGGCUUCCAAGGGUAGCUGGCACUUUCAGCACUUCCAAGCAGAAAAAAAGGAGUCGUUUACCCAUGCAGCCAAGCCAGGCUUGAUGUUUGGCAGCAGUGCUGUGAACGGCCACUAGUAAUAAAGUAAAAAACAAUGAGAAAAUCAAAUUUUAAGUUUUUUUUUUUAAAUCAACAGGUGGUGGUGAUACCUGAUCAGGGUUGGUGUAAUGUCCUCAGAGUCAGCGUGGAGAGCGCUUGUUAAUGGUCUAAGGAGACUGUGGUGGUUUCCAGUAAUCCCUUCA